CAAUUAUAUGCCUGGAAACGGCAGCGUAUUAAAACACUAUAAGCGUACGGAAUCCGAUAAAAAUACGACGCUCUUCAGCAAAAGAAAUUGAAAAUCAAAACAGAGCUUCAAUUUGUGAGUGGAUGUUUUAACAAUUUGUAAUUGAUGAAUAAAGUGAGUAAUUAGGGUUUGUUAUGAGAUGGAGCAUACAUUUUGGGCGCAUUUGCCCUUACUAGUUCGAGCCAACUCAAAAGAGUCAGUGGAGUACAUUCUUCAAGCUCUCUGGAGAACCCGAAAAACCGGUCUUGAUGCUGCUGAUCGCCGAGUCAUCUCCCAGAUGCUCGAGCUUCAAAACGAUUCCGACCUUGACCCUUUACUGGUGUGCCUUCGCAUGCUGAUUCGGAGGUGUGUUAAUGAUAAUAUAAACAAAGAUGAGAUACAAAAGCUUUUCCCUGAUGAGGUUCUACCUGAAUUGCAGAGACUAUUAACCAUUCUCUUGCAGAAGUUUCAGAAAGAAUGGCGCGACGAUGUCUUCAAGGAUCAGGUUACUUUUCCUCGGUUGAAGGCAAUGACUUGGAAUAUGGCGAAUCAGGACGCUGCAGAAGUGUCUGAACCUGUGGCGGUUAUAAGCUUGAAGCUUCAAAAUGACGCUCCAUCUCAAUCAGGAGAGUUGGAAGUAAAGUUCCAAUUAGCUAAAGAAACUCUAGAGACAAUGGUAAAGUCAAUGACCUGCAUAAGAGAUCAAUUGGCUGACAUAAAUGGCGGAUCAAACGGGCAUGUACCCUUUGAAACUAACACAGUCUAGCCCACAAACAUGUGUCAAAAUGGUACGGCUUGCAUUUAAAUCCUCUUGGUUUUGGGAAAUCCCUAAUAGGAGUAAAAUUAGGUGGUUUGUGGAAGAUUACCAAGUUUAGAUUCACAUUUAUUUGGAUCCUGUAUCACACUUGUUAUGAUUUAUGACUUUCAAGGUUUUAUGUUAAAAUUUGUAGGUUGAUUAGGAUCCGUAAAAUUUUGUUCAUUCUUUUAGUUAUCUGUAAUUUCUCUGCACUCGAAGGAAACUUAAAUUUCUGAGACAGAUAAAGCUUCAGCUGCGCGAUUUUAUUA
This is a messenger RNA of Mercurialis annua (annual mercury), 1083 nucleotides long. RefSeq lists its product as uncharacterized. Bases 179 to 784 code for a protein of 201 amino acids. Lineage: Eukaryota; Viridiplantae; Streptophyta; Magnoliopsida; Malpighiales; Euphorbiaceae. The transcript has 5 exons. The record is from RefSeq and is a predicted model, not a curated record.